CGCCGGGGCCGCCCGCCGCCGCCUUCAGCACCAAGGACAGCGCCAGCACCAAGGACAGCGCCCGAGCCGGCGGCUGCUGCCGCCUCUGCGUCUGGAUCCUCCAGUCCCUCAUCCACCUCCUGCAACUCGGCCAGGUCUGGAGGUACCUGCGGACCCUGUACCUGGGUCUCCAGAGCCGCUGGCAGUCGGAAAACCGCCGGCGGCACUUCUACUGGAGGAUGAUGUUCGAAAGCGCCGACAUCAGCAUGCUGCGGCUCCUGGAGACCUUCCUCAAGAGCGCCCCGCAGCUGGUGCUGCAGCUCAGCAUCAUGGUGCAGCAGAACAGGAUUGAUCCUUUGCAGGGUCUCUCGGCUUCCGCUUCGCUGGUGUCCCUGGCCUGGACGCUGGCUUCUUACCAAAAGGUGCUGAGGGACUCCCGGGAAGACAAGAUGCCCAUGUCCUACAAGGGGGCGGUGACGCAAAUCCUCUGGCACCUCUUCACCAUCGCCGCCCGGGCCAUCGCCUUCGCCCUCUUCGCCUCUGUGUUCCACCUCUACUUUGGGAUCUUCAUCGUCACCCACUGGUGCAUCAUGACCUUUUGGAUCAUCCAAGGCGAGACGGAUUUCUGCAUGUCCAAGUGGGAGGAGAUCAUCUACAACAUGGUGGUGGGCAUCAUCUACAUCUUCUGCUGGUUCAACGUCAAGGAAGGCCGCAGCCGCUGCCGCAUGUCCAUCUACUACGUCAUCAUCCUGUCGGAGAACGCCGCUAUGACGGGCCUCUGGUACUGGUUCAGGGACCAAGGCGGGGUCUCUGAGUCCAACGCCUUAAUUGUUGUCUGCGUGGUCACCUCCAGCUUCGCCUUAGGGGUCUUCUUCAUGUUCAUCUACUACUGCCUCUUGCAUCCCAACGGAACCAUUUUCGGGCCGCGCGGCGGGGGCUGCAUGUGCGGCGAGGAGCCCACCGCGGUUCCUUGCGGGGCGGGCCCCCCGGCCGACGUCAUCACCAGCCCCCCGCGCUCCUUGCCGAGGACUACAGGGGCCGAGAGGGAGGGCGUGCCGGGGGACAGAGACAGCUGCGUGCCGGUCUUCCAGGUGAGGCCCAGCGUGCCCCCCACCCCCGUCGCCCGGGCCCCACGGACAGAGGGGCCCGUCAUCCGCAUCGACUUGCCCCGCAAGAAAUACCCCGCCUGGGACGCCCACUUCAUCGACAGGCGCCUCCGAAAGACCAUCCUGGCAUUGGAGUACACCUCGCCGGCUACUCCGCGCUUGCAGUACCGCACCGUGGGGGUUUCACAGGAGCUGCUGGAGUAUGAGACCACGGUGUAAAGCGGAGUCCCCCCCCCUCCCACAG
This is a messenger RNA of Lacerta agilis (Sand lizard), 1329 nucleotides long. RefSeq names its product XK-related protein 7-like. Gene Ontology annotation, cellular component: plasma membrane. NCBI's taxonomy places the organism in Eukaryota, Metazoa, Chordata, Lepidosauria, Squamata, Lacertidae. The transcript has 4 exons. Gene Ontology annotation, biological process: engulfment of apoptotic cell; phosphatidylserine exposure on apoptotic cell surface; apoptotic process involved in development. The record is from RefSeq and is a predicted model, not a curated record. The coding region runs from base 219 to 1304 and encodes 361 amino acids.